AUGAACCCGGUGUGGAAAGUCUACAAGAGCAAAGUGCUGAAGACCCUCAACCCGGAGUAUGAGGAGGACGCUCCGGAAGAGUUGCAGGUCACGGAGAUGGAGAAUGAUGUGAGUCCCUUGCAGGAGGAUGAGGGACCCAACACGGUGUCCCAGCUGGCCAAGAAAAUGCAGGGGGCCGGGACUAAGAGCUGGAACAGACUGUCGUCUCUCUUCAACAAAGACGACGAACACCAGCUUCUAGAGGAGACCGAGAGCCCGCCCGUCGCCGACCAUCCACUUGCAAUGAAGCCGGAGACGCCUCCUCGCCCCACUAAGCGCGCGGCCAUCUGGGAUAGCUUUGCAGCCAACUGGGCGGCCAAGAAGCAGGCGGAAGCUGCCGCCGCCGCCGCCGCUGCCGCCAACGAGGCCGGAGCGGGUCAGGGUGAGGAUGGGGUGGCAGAGGCCGGAGGGGAGGAGAGCCAGGGUGGGUACAUCCCUCAGGGAGAGGAGAGCGAAGGAGGAGGAGGAGGAGGAGGAGGAGGAGGAGGAGGACGGAGCGGCAACAACAGCUUCUCCAAAUACGUCUCUCUCGGAGGAGGAAGCGAGGACACGUCCUUCAAGUGGAACUUUGUCACCAGCAAGCUGGCUGAGCUGAAGAUGAAGAGCAACUAG
Messenger RNA from Pseudoliparis swirei, 651 nucleotides. RefSeq lists its product as uncharacterized. The record is from RefSeq and is a predicted model, not a curated record. Lineage: Eukaryota; Metazoa; Chordata; Actinopteri; Perciformes; Liparidae. The transcript is spliced from 4 exons. The coding region runs from base 1 to 651 and encodes 216 amino acids. Gene Ontology annotation, biological process: spermatogenesis.